This is a messenger RNA of Penicillium canariense, 951 nucleotides long. RefSeq names its product Dyp-type peroxidase. Gene Ontology annotation, molecular function: peroxidase activity; heme binding. The record is from RefSeq and is a predicted model, not a curated record. Gene Ontology annotation, cellular component: cytosol. NCBI's taxonomy places the organism in Eukaryota, Fungi, Ascomycota, Eurotiomycetes, Eurotiales, Aspergillaceae. Bases 1 to 951 code for a protein of 316 amino acids. The transcript has a single exon.
AUGAGCAGCCAGCGCGUUCCAAUCGCAUCCCAGCGCAUCGAUGCGCCGCUGACCUCAUCCGCAACCUUCCUUGUCGUAACAGCGACCAGCAAACCGGACUCUAUCACGACCAUCCGAUCCGUCCUCGCUGGGCUGGACGGUCUCGCCAAGAAUGUCUCCAUCCGCGACCUGAACGCUCACUUCACCUGCACUGUGGGCAUUGGCAGCGAUAUCUGGGACCGCCUGACGGGUCUCCCCAGGCCCGCGGAGCUUCAUCCUUUCAAAGAGAUCAAGGGCGAGAAGCAUACGGCGGUCUCGACGCCUGGCGAUCUGCUUUUCCACAUUCGUUCGGAACGACGGGAUAUCUGCUUCGAGUUCGAGAGACAAUUGAUGGAUCAACUUGGAGAUUCGGUUUCUCUUGUCGACGAGACAGUUGGCUUCCGGUACUUUGACGUCCGCGAUCUCCUCGGCUUCGUUGACGGUACGGCGAACCCAGUCGGGCGCGCGGUGCCUUCUUCCGUCCUCGUUGCAGAAGAAGAUUCAUCUGCCCAGGGAGGCAGUUACAUUGUGAUCCAGAAGUAUACGCACGAUCUCGCCUCUUGGAAGUCCCUCCCGAUCGAGCAACAGGAGAAAGUCAUUGGGCGAACCAAGCUCGAUAAUGUGGAACUGGACGAUGCCGAGUCAGGGCAGCGAUCCCACAAGACCCUGAGCACGAUCGAGGAUGAGAAUGGUAAUGAGCAUGAUAUCCUGCGGGAUAAUAUGCCAUUUGGAUCGCCCGGCUCGGGGCAAUUUGGCACCUACUUUAUUGGAUAUACACGCCGGCUUUGGGUCAUUGAGAAGAUGUUGGAGCGCAUGUUUGUUGGGUAUCCACCUGGAUUGCACGAUCGAAUUCUGGAUUUCUCGACCCCAUUGACUGGAACGACUUUCUUUGCUCCGUCCGCAAGUCUACUGGCGAGUCUUGAUUCAGACUGA